AUGUCGGAUACGGACUCGACAACCAGCAACUGGUCUGCGUCAGCGUCCAGGGCUGGGCGUUCGCGCAAAGGAGGCAGCCGUGCUAGAGGUGGAGAUACUCAAGCCACAGCCCCUCGAACCAUGCACCUCCGCCCUGCGUCGUCGCGCCAUAUGCCGGGCCGCUAUCGUGAAGACGAAGUCUAUCCCCUCGACCGUCCAUCCGCCGUCCACCCCGACCCAGUCUUCAACCCGGUCCUCGCCAGGUUCAUCGCGCCAGGCUCUCUCCCCAUGGACUACCCGGGCCCAUGGCCAUCCCGCGUCCUAUACAACCAGUGGCUGGACGACAGAGGCCUCACCCAUGCGGAGCACAUUGAGAUGCUCAGAAACGGGCAGGGCCUGACCAGGGACUCGAUCCCUCCUCUGCGGCGGUCUCGACAGGCAACUUACAGGGACGAUGGGGACGGCCAAGCGCAGCGUAGCGGCAUCCAGCCCAUCAAUAACAACAAUAUUGUCCCCUGGAGGUAUGCAGGCCGCGAUAGGUUAUUGGCCAUGGACGGUACUAUGGGACCUGCUCUGCCAUGGGAUGGCCUCCCCAACGGCGCCAAGUGGCUCAUCCUGAAGACCGCUACCGAUACCACGGACUUGUUCACAGCUGUCAAGAGCCUCCACCUGGACCUUGUCCAGGUGCUCGCGUUCAAGAAGUUGUACGACCGUGAGGAGCAGGCCUGGCAAGAGUUUUGUGCACGGCGCCACCACGACCACCACUACUCCCUGCGCCUCUGCACAAGCAGCGUCGACGACCUCGAUAUCAAGAAGGGUGUUAGCUUUCUAAACUCCAUCACCGAGGUCGGUUGGGCCAAGACGAUUUCUCAGCUGCAGGGUCGAUAUGAGGGUUUCCUGCCCAUCGACGGCAUGGAAAACCUGUCCGUGGAGGCUCUCCAGCAGGCCGUUUCCAGUGGAAUCAGGCAAGAUUAUCAUGGCCUCACACCAGGAGCACUUGACUGGCUCAGGGGGGACUGGGCCCAGCCCCAAGAAGAACUUGUCGAUAUGGAAAUCCCCCGACUGGGCGCACAACUUGACGCAAUCCAGGGGCCAGUCAACGAGCAUGAUGGGCAUGAGGCAGAGGAUCAAGACGUCCUGAUGUCGGACCCCUUCGUCGACUUCCCGCAGUCCGCAGAUCCACCUCGUCGACAACCGGAAGCUCUCGAGGGCUCAAUUGACGGACUAGCCAUCAAUGAUGGGCUAGCCAUCGCCAACUAUGGCCCAGGUGAGCCGCAGCAGGAGCCGCGAGAGCCCAUCAACGAGCUUUCUGAGAUCAUGGCCGGCAUGCCAGCACACCAGCCCAACCUGGCUCAGCAUCGAUCUGGCUUUGGACCCCCCAUUCCCAUCCAGAUGAUCCCAACCAACGGGGCCGCAGCUGACGACUCGGCGGAUGUUCAGGAGAAAGACUGGAAAGCUCUCGUAAACCUUCCUGAUGACGACGAUGACGAACCUGUGGCUGAUCGAGGAGAAGAAGGUCCUGGUGAUCAUCAUGGAGGUCUUGAUUUCGACCCCAUUCCCCACGACAUCUUGAAUCUCCUUCCAGACACCGACGACACUGCUUCCGUUCAAGAGCCAGGCGAUUCUCGCAUGAGAUACCUCUUGGACGAUCUAGAGCAGUCGGCCCGCGGGAACUCCAACAUAGAACUGGCGAUGACUGGUCGUGCUACAUUCGGCGACCAGUUCGACCUUGCGCACGUUUACCCGCCAUUCAUGGAUUUCACAAGGAUGAUUGUGCCAGAUCUGAGCGGCGAGCUGGUACAAGAACGGCAGCAGCAGCAACCACAGCAGCGUUCUCAGGCGAGAUUAGUGCGCACCGCUGGCGGCCCAGUGACUCCUUUGGAUAGAGGCAGCAAUGCCGUAGAGAACAACGAGGCCGCAAUGAGUGUUGAUGAGCGCCCACAGCAGCGUGUGGUCGAGCCCGUACCGAGAUCUUCUGCAACAAACGGCGAUGAUGCCUUGAGAGACUCUGCCGGUGAUCCUCCUCCCCCACCCGCAGUCCCAACUGCUGAGUCAACAUGCAGUCAUAGGGUGCCAGGAGCUGCCGCCUCCCGCAAGCGAAAGGAGGUCGAAGAGAGCCCUACUGCCCCCAGGAAGCGUGUAGCCAAGGAGGCACCAUCAAGCCUCUCGCAGCAUCAAGGUGGAGGUGCUGCCGCUCUGAGUGUCACCCCUUCAACGGGCGCUCUGGUUCCGCCCACUUCCACCACUCCCACUGCAGAUCUUAUAAUUGCGGGCUCCGUGGCCCCCAGCAGCGAAGCGUCUCUGCCAGCGGGAAACGCAGCUUCUGUUGCGAAUUGGUCCCAGGCCCAAGAUUCAUGCCUCCCAUUCCAGUGGGAUCAGCACUUCGAGGCCCCAGGAUCAUUGCUGCGCCGCCACUUCUCUCCAAGCUUGACCGCGCAGCAGCAGUCUCAGAGCCCGUCGAACGAGAAAGGCGGGCCCAGAAAGGACGCGUCGAGCAAGAAGCCAGCAGCUGGUGAUCAGGCGGGAACGAACAAGGCAGAGGAACAACAGGGACGCCAGCAAGAAGCGGACGCGCCAUUGACGACCGCGACCACACGGGCUGGAUAUACUGGGUCUCCAGUCCCACCAUCUAAGGCCAGAAGCGUGCCCGACUCCGACCCUGCUGCGCUUGCCGUGUCUCCCUCGCGACCACCGGCCUCGGCGGCUGACCCUCAGCCAAGCCAGCCAGCGGAGUAA
Messenger RNA from Cryphonectria parasitica EP155, 2715 nucleotides. RefSeq lists its product as uncharacterized. The transcript is spliced from 4 exons. NCBI's taxonomy places the organism in Eukaryota, Fungi, Ascomycota, Sordariomycetes, Diaporthales, Cryphonectriaceae. Bases 1 to 2715 code for a protein of 904 amino acids. The record is from RefSeq and is a predicted model, not a curated record.